Molecule: messenger RNA, 2598 nt
Organism: Acanthochromis polyacanthus (spiny chromis)
Lineage: Eukaryota; Metazoa; Chordata; Actinopteri; Pomacentridae
Gene: arl8
Product: ADP-ribosylation factor-like 8
Exons: 6
Coding region: 397-936 (179 amino acids)
Biological process (GO): intracellular protein transport; vesicle-mediated transport; protein localization to Golgi membrane
Cellular component (GO): cytoplasm; trans-Golgi network
Molecular function (GO): GTP binding; GTPase activity
Source: RefSeq, a predicted model, not a curated record
AGAUAACUGAAUAGUCUGGUUGCUUUUUUCACCGCAGCAGCAGCUAACGGGCAGAAACAGCGGAGCUGUUACCAUUAGAGUCAACACAGAACUGCUCUCACCGGCCGUGUUCGUUCGGUUUGUGGAGGCUUUAACGACACCUUAGACACUCGUUAACAGGGCAUCACUUUUUUCAUCCUCUCUCCAAUCUCGUUUUUUAUGUUACCGAGGCGCAUGGCGCUGAAAAGGUCGGUGAGGUGUUUUGCGGACAAACCAUCCAGCUAAUGUUAGCUAGCCGCAGCCAGCCACGGACUGCACGGUGCGGACUGGAGAGCGGAGAAGCUCGGUGCUGCUGGCCGCUCUACUCACGGACGGACGGGACGGACAGACAGACAGACGCUGGUGUUAAACUAAACGAUGGGCCUCAUAUUCGCCAAACUGUGGAGCUUCUUUUGUAACCAAGAGCACAAGGUGAUCAUUGUGGGACUUGACAAUGCAGGGAAAACCACUAUCCUCUACCAAUUUCUGAUGAACGAGGUGGUCCACACGUCACCCACCAUCGGAAGCAACGUGGAGGAAAUAGUGGUGAAGAACACCCACUUCCUGAUGUGGGACAUCGGAGGACAGGAGUCUCUCAGGUCCUCCUGGAACACCUACUACUCCAACACAGAGUUCAUCAUUCUGGUGGUGGACAGCACAGACCGAGAGAGGCUGGCCAUCUCCAAAGAGGAGCUCUACAGGAUGCUGGCUCAUGAGGACCUGCGGAAAGCAGCUGUGUUGAUAUUUGCCAAUAAGCAGGAUAUGAAGGACUGCAUGUCUGCAGCAGAGAUCUCCAAAUACCUCACCCUGAGCUCCAUCAAAGACCACCCCUGGCACAUACAGUCCUGCUGUGCACUGACAGGAGAGGGAUUAUGCCAAGGCCUUGAGUGGAUGACCUCCAGAGCUGGACUCAGAUAGCCCCUUCCUCCGCCGUCGAUGGCCUGACUACCUGCACCGCCUCCGAGGUGGCAACAGCUUGUCCUUACUGGCUUCUUGUUCCCUUUUAUUCUUUUUAAAUGACAGACUUUAAUGAUGGCACGGGGUCGGGAGCGUCGACACACUUCCACAGAGUCAUUGUUACAGUGGAGCUGGUGCUUCUCCUGAUCGGUGGAAAUAAUCAGAAACCCGAGACACGCUCACAGAGGGACGGAGCAGCGGAUGUUAUUUCAGAGGAGGGACAACAUUUACACUACAUACAUAUCAUGUUGCAUCACACGAAUCAUAUCAGAGUUUGCCAUAAACAUCACAUGGGAGCCCAAACCUGGUGCAGCUCUGUCGUCGUUUUCUUUUUGUUUUUUUAUUUUGCCUCUGUAUGAGUUUGUUCAGGUAAAAUCGAAAGGACAGACAAAGGGAUUACAAGCAGUAUUUGCUGAAGCAGUUUUGAUAGAACUGGGAGGAAGUUGUUACACUGCACAAUAUUUUAAACACUAAAGUUCUCAUGAUUGUUUUUAUUUUAUUUUCCUGUCGUCAUUCUCAGCACAGCUAUUGAUAUCUGUUACAUUCAGUUUCAUAAGCUACACUGUCAGUGGUGUUUCUCACGCUAGAACUUCUAUCGGUGCCGUAAUGAUAUGUGUUAAAGUAAGAAAUCCUAUUUUUAAUAACUGUGAGCCUGUACUUGUGUGUCAUUGAGCCAAAUGGUGUCGAUUCAGAGUGUUGGCAUGCUUAAGUUUUCCGUCAUCUAACCUCUGAAGAGAAAUUUUAAAUUAACCCUACGACGUUAUUUCCAAUGCAAGUACAAAGCUCAGUUUUAAUAACAGUAUUUUAAAUGUAAACACUAUGUUUUCUAAAUGAUGCAUUAUGACUUUUAUUUAAUUUUAAUUUUCGCUUCAUAGACUUGUUUUUCCAUCGGCGCAGGUUCUGAUCUCGACCCGUUUUGUAAUAACAGAAGGUCUCCGGUCUGCUGCGUUGUCGUUUUAUUCAUUUUCUGCAGCCAUUUCGGCGCCAUACUCCUCUUUAAACGUUUUCUACUUUUUAAACGGACAUCGGAAUAAGCCACCGUCAACCAGGUGCCACACGUUUAUCAGAUGUUGUUACAUGUAGCAGCAUAAAGACGAUGUCUCUAAAUUCUGGCCGUCGUACAGUUAAAACACUUGAUCCUCAGCCUUAACCGAGCUGUUGUGGGUUUCUGGAGGACCACAUGCGUUUAAAUCUGCCCGCGACUUUCACCUUCGUCUCCCCGGUAGAAGAAUUCCUUGAACUUGCUAACAGAUCUAUGCACGUGUCACUUUGAAACCUUGUAUACCUUCUACAAGUUCUACAGUGGCCAAAAUAAAAGGAGGAUGUGCAUGAGUUUCAUAAAUAGAGAUGAAAAACUGGGGUCCUUCUUGGUGUGAGAGUACCGCUGGGACUCUGGAACAUUUUGUUUCGUAAUUGUGGGGCGAAGUCUUUUUACACAAACAGAAAGCAGGAGAACCGUGCAGCCGCCACACUUGUUGGCAGCAUUAAGGUUUACAGCUUUUACCUUGAGCUCACAACGCAAAGAAGGAGAACUGGUCUUAUACUGUGUGUGGUGACGUCUAGUCCGGGUCAUGUACUGUACUUCAGUUUUGCUUUCAAUAAAGGCUUGUUUUGAACUUUGAA